Beta vulgaris subsp. vulgaris (sugar beet) is the source of this 2330-nucleotide messenger RNA. RefSeq lists its product as uncharacterized. The transcript has 9 exons. The coding region runs from base 284 to 1990 and encodes 568 amino acids. NCBI's taxonomy places the organism in Eukaryota, Viridiplantae, Streptophyta, Magnoliopsida, Caryophyllales, Amaranthaceae. The record is from RefSeq and is a predicted model, not a curated record.
ACUAUUCACCACAAGUCCACAACAACAUUAUUAUUACCAAAAAAUAAAAAUACAAACCAAAACGGUCCACAACCACCGUCAUUGACCAUGUUAUGGCGAAGGAGCUGACCUUCUUUACCUUUACUAUUCUCAACUCUCCCAUUUCUCGGGUUUUCCCCUGUGUUACCGCCACUUCUCACUCUCUCUCCUCAUAAAACUUCAUUUCUCUCUCUCCUCCAAAGAUCCAAAUCCCACAUUCUAACCUUUUUUUUUUUCUUCUUAUUUUCUCUCUCCUCCUUCAUCAAUGGCGGAAAACACCGACGAGCCACCAUCAUCAACACCUCCAUCUUCAACGAAAGAUCCAAUCACACUCCACACUCGUCGCGAACCUUUCGAAUAUGGCCUCCUUCCGAUUUCUAAGCUCAUCUUCACCGAUGGUACCGCAACCCUAGGAUCUCUCAAAGAGAAGCUUCUUCAACAUGCUUCUUCUUCCGAUUCGUUCCGAGUCGACUUGUCCGCCAUAGCUGAUAUCCUUCAAAUCUCUCAAGAACAUUCUAGACUUGUUCUCGAUACCCUAGCUUCUGUUCUUCCUUUCGAUUCGGAUCCUCUUGUUGUUGCGAAACCUGAUGAUGUGCCUGCGAUUGGUGCGAAUGUGUUUGAUUUGAUCCUUUUUUUGUGUAUUCAGUCUUAUAAGAGGCUGUUACCUCGGACUCAUAAGGAUUCUGCUGCUGUUGCUGAUGUUUGGCCUUCGACGUCGGCGUUUGAUGGAUAUUUGUCUGCUCUCUCUCCUCUUCAGCUUGUACGCAGCAAUACUCGCAAAUUUAUGCCGUCACAAGCAGAUGAAGAAGCUCAUCAAUUAUCCUACUUACAAAAGCAUUUACCAAAUAUCCUCACCCUUUUGGCAGAGCCAGUGGAAGGGGAAGGUGACGAAUCUCUGGUAUUGCCCAUGGAGAGAUUUGAGCACCUUGGCUUUCUGAUUCAGUUUAAGGGAUCUGAAGCAGUACCAUUGAGCCAAGCGGCACCCUUUUUCGCAAAUUCAGACCCUGAUAUGCCUGCUGCACCUGUACCUGCAGCACAAGUUCAUGAUUGGCUUCUUCAGAAGAUAGCUGAUGCCUUGGAACAUAUUGCUGAGAGGGCCACUGCUAAGGAAAAUGGUCCAUCAAGUGGUUCUGAUCAAGACAUUGCUAUGGCCGAUGCCAAUACAAACUCAGCUAAGGCUUCAACAAGCUCUAGAGGACUGACUUUUAUUGAAGGGAUCUCUAAGUCCUCCUUUGUGAAACAAGCCGCUGAAGUUAAAGGUUCUUCUCUUAAGGUGUUAAACUGCCAUGACUGUGUUAUUUAUGUAUUAGCACCCUUGAAAUAUGCCACCAUAUAUGGCUGCUCUGACGCGACCAUAGUUCUUGGUGCCGUUGGCAAGGCCUUAAGAGUAGAACAUUGCGAGCGAGUUCAUGUCAUCUCUGCAGCUAAACGAGUUUGUAUUGCCAACUGUCGCGAGUGCAUGUUUUUCUUGGGAGUCAAUCAAGGGCCUCUUGUAAUCGGUGAUAAUCAUAAAUUACAGGUGGCACCAUACAAUACUUUUUACCCACAAUUGGAGGAACAUAUGAGUCUUGUGGGUAUUGAUCCCACUAUUAACCAAUGGAAUGAACCUUUGACACUCGGUGUGGUUGAUCCACAUGAUUCGUUAUCACACCCUGCAGGUGUUUCUGAUGUUCAAGCUGAGACAGCUGCAUUGCUGGAUCCGGAUCAGUUUACAAACUUUUUGAUUCCUAACUGGUUUGAUGGUGAAGUUCCUGGAGCCACUAAAGACAACCCAUUUUCUUUGCCUGAGGCUUAUAUGGCUUCUCAGCAUAAAAAUAAUACAAAUUUGGGGGAGGUUAAGCAAGUACUGCAAGAAACCCCACUUGAUGAGAGCAAGAAGCGAGAACUAUCAUGUGCCCUUCAUGUAUUAUUCAAAGACUGGUUAUACGCUUCUGGCAAUAUUCGCCAACUCUAUUGCUUACAUGGGGACUAAUGCAGACUUCUUGUAUAAAGCUUUGAUCGAGAUGGUGUUGGAGGAUGUUUCUCUGCUUUGAUCUUCGACUUGAGUCUCAUAUUUAUCAGCAUCCUUUGAGUUAAUGUUCACGACUCAUAACCAGGCUUACAUCGUAGUCUGAAGUGUUUGCACCAGCUAGCAUUUGUGCAGGUUGCAUCAUUUUGCACUAGCUAAUCUCAUCCUCAAUUUUUCGUGUAAUGAGAAUCCCUGUAAUAUUUAGUUUCUGUAGUUUCACCCACAUUGUGAAAUUUGAUGCUGGAGUUUCUUCAGUUGUCUGAUUGCAUAUCUUAUUCAAAUGAUGCAUUAUUUUGUUUUGAAA